Microcebus murinus (gray mouse lemur) is the source of this 1781-nucleotide messenger RNA. Lineage: Eukaryota; Metazoa; Chordata; Mammalia; Primates; Cheirogaleidae. The record is from RefSeq and is a predicted model, not a curated record.
CAGUUGGCAGAGGGUAUUGGAUAUUGACCAGGUGACUGCCGAUAGCUAGUGGAGGGUGUUGGGUAUUGACUUGAGGGUUGUAGAUAAUUGGUGGAGGGUCUUGGGUCUUGGCUUGGGUGUUGUUGGUUGCUGCUGGCAGGAAACCUGACUGGGUACUCUGUAGGUCAGAUUGAGGCCUCUGAGCCAUGUGGAGAUGCAGGGCAGGGCCAGUCCCCAGAUGCAUUCAACAGCCUGCCACCUGCCUCUCAGCCCCUCCUUCUAGGCACUUCAGUGGCUGCCUGGAAGCCUGUUGGUUUCUCUCUGGAAUUCAGACUCUGUCCCCUGGCAUUUGGAUCUCUCUGCCCUUCUUCUGUGUUUCUUGGUCUCUCCUGCCAUCCACAGGCAGGGCUCAGGGAUUCAGUCUGGCUUUCAGUUGAGGUUGGGGGGAGGUUCCAUGACAGUUGGAGGGGUUCCAGGAGGUUGGCACCUUGGCCAUGGCCUCAGACUCCACCUUAUCGGACCUGGGCUUUUCCUGGGAGGAGGACCGCAAGUUCAUCCUGCGGAGCUGGUCUCUCGUCUUCAGCAUCCUCGCGACCCUGAUGAUUCUCAGCGUGAUGGAUGGGCGUAUGGCCUAUGUGAAGGGACCCUACAAUGGCUACCUGGGCUUCUGGACUAACUGCAGGAGGCACAAGUGUGCCAACCUGGGCCAAGUGACCGUUCUUAUCCAUAUGAGUGAAGGCUUCAUGUUACUGGCCCUGGGGCUGUGCCUCCUCCUCCUCCCUGCCAUGGGUCUCUCCUUCCGCCCCUUCUUCCGCCGCCUGUACAAGGUUGACUUUGUCUUCAGUUCCCUUAGCAUCGGCAUUGAGACACUGUCCAGCCUCUUGUCCGUCUCUGGCCCCAACCCAGGGCUCCUGCUUUUCCUCAGCCUGACGCUCUUUGCAGUCAACUGUGAGACGGUGCAUCCCAGACCACGAAUAUCCUACCAGGUGGCCUUCUACAUGUGCUGGUGUGCCAGUGCCCUGAUGCUGUGGGCCGGAGCCCUGUGCUACUUAAACCAAGUGGGCAUGUGGAGCAGGAGGAUAACCUUUGUGGAGCGGCGGCGGAUGAGCCAGCGCCGGUGGGCCAUACAUCAUUUUGUCCAGAGGUGCGCAUCCAAUCACCGGAACUCAGACAUCAACUCUGAGCACAUCCUGCACCUGCCCAAUUCCCACAGCAUCCAGGAGAGCCCCCAAGUCUCUGCCAGGAAUAGCACCUGAGCUUCUCAAGACACUGACCGGUACCGUGGCCAGAUGCUGGGCCCAGCCCCUUCAGUGUGGCCACAGCCCCGAGAUUACACCUCCUUGAGACCCCACUCCCUGAGACCAGGCCAUGUCCUCCAAGGACAGGUGACAAACCCCGACCAUGGCUGUAGGGCCCACCCUUUGUGGUUCUGUGUCUGUCCACUGGGGCCUCACAGUGCCCCAUUCCGGAAGUCCUAUACCCCUCUCCCGAUCUGUCCCUCUGAGUGUUCAGUUGAGCCCUGCGGUAUGGCUGCUUUGUGUGGCCCCACCCCAGGGUGCCGAGCCCUCACAGGCCAUGCCCUGAACCCACUGUCUGUCCUUUCAGCCAGGGUUGUCUCCAUCAGAACCCCUCUUCCCGGACUUCCAGCCCCGCCCUACAUCCACUCUUGCUCCCAGGUAGACAUGUCACCCUCAGCAUUUGGUGUAGACAGGACCCUGAAGGCGUGGCUUGGGGCUUGCGAUAACAUCCCUUGGCCCCUGUCCUGGCUUCCUCAUCACAAUAAAGAGUGGGGCUAUCCAAUA